Mesocricetus auratus (golden hamster) is the source of this 1937-nucleotide messenger RNA. RefSeq names its product mucin 7, secreted (gene Muc7). The transcript is spliced from 3 exons. NCBI's taxonomy places the organism in Eukaryota, Metazoa, Chordata, Mammalia, Rodentia, Cricetidae. The record is from RefSeq and is a predicted model, not a curated record. The coding region runs from base 174 to 1715 and encodes 513 amino acids.
UGGCUAGCAAUCCAGACACUGGUAUUUAAGAAGGGAUGUGUUCUAUGGAAGUUCUCUUUCUUCUCAAAUUUUCAAUCCAUAGCUGCCCAAACUGAAUAUUUGGCAAAAGUAAACUUAAGCAACAGUUUGAUUGUUCCAAAGGAGAAUCUUCUACCAAGGAGCAACAUUAAGAAAUGAAAAGUAAAACUUUCAUCUUGGGCCUGUUGGCUCUUGCUUCAUAUGUUAUGCCUAGUGAGAGUCAAAGAGGAUCACGUUCACUCCAAAAGCAAUCUUUACAAUCAAGAGCUUGUCCUCCGGGAAGUAAAAUGGUGAUAACCCGUUAUCCUCGUCGUGGAUUUAGAUGCUAUCCUAUGAAACAGCCUACUCCUCUCAAAAUAAAAACAACAACUGCACCUAUAGUCCCAACUACUGCCCCUCCAACUGAAUCACCCACACCAACACCAACACCGACCACCACCAAGCCCACGGAAUCAACCACACCAGCAACAACCACCACCAAGCCCACGGAAUCAACCACACCAGCAACAACCACCACCAAGCCCACGGAAUCAACCACACCAGCAACAACCACCACCAAACCCACGGAAUCAACCACACCAGCACCAACCACCACCAAGCCCACGGAAUCAACCACACCAGCACCAACCACCACCAAGCCCACGGAAUCAACCACACCAGCAACAACCACCACCAAGCCCACGGAAUCAACCACACCAGCACCAACCACCACCAAGCCCACGGAAUCAACCACACCAGCAACAACCACCACCAAGCCCACGGAAUCAACCACACCAGCAACAACCACCACCAAGCCCAUGGAAUCAACCACACCAGCAACAACCACCACCAAGCCCACGGAAUCAACCACACCAGCAACAACCACCACCAAGCCCAAGGAAUCAACCACACCAGCACCAACCACCACCAAACCCAAAGAAUCAACCACACCAGCAACAACCACCACCAAGCCCACGGAAUCAACCACACCAGCACCAGCCACCACCAAGCCCACGGAAUCAACCACACCAGCAACAACCACCACCAAGCCCACGGAAUCAACCACACCAGCAACAACCACCACCAAGCCCACGGAAUCAACCACACCAGCACCAACCACCACCAAGCCCACGGAAUCAACCACACCAGCAACAACCACCACCAAGCCCACGGAAUCAACCACACCAGCAACAACCACCACCAAGCCCACGGAAUCAACCACACCAGCAACAACCACCACCAAGCCCACGGAAUCAACCACACCAGCAACAACCACCACCAAGCCCACGGAAUCAACCACACCAGCAACAACCACCACCAAGCCCACGGAAUCAACCACACCAGCAACAACCACCACCAAGCCCACGGAAUCAACCACACCAGCAACAACCACCACCAAGCCCACGGAAUCAACCACACCAGCAACAACCACCACCAAGCCCAUGGAAUCAACCACACCAGCAACAACCACCACCAAGCCCACGGAAUCAACCACACCAGCAACAACCACCACCAAGCCCAAGGAAUCAACCACACCAGCACCAACCACCACCAAACCCAAAGAAUCAACCACACCAGCAACAACCACCACCAAGCCCACGGAAUCAACCACACCAGCACCAGCCACCACCCCUCCUAGAGUAACCACCAUCCGAGAUAGAAUGCUGAUACUUCUUCAAACUAUGUUUAAUAUUUUCAACAGUUUUCUUCAUAUGUAAUGUGAUAGUCUCCAAACUGUUCUGAUCUCUUAGGAUACAUAAAUCUCAAUAAUGAUUUUGAUUAAAUCAACCUGAUUAGCUAGAAAAAUCAAAUAAAUAAAAACAGUUUGAGAAAUGAAAUGCCUCUCUUGAUGUCAUGAUAGCUACCAUGUUACCCUGGGUUUUAUCAGCUGACAACAAAUGCUAAACAGUAGAACAAUAAAGGGACAUGGAUACAACGAA